Molecule: messenger RNA, 3174 nt
Organism: Pantherophis guttatus
Lineage: Eukaryota; Metazoa; Chordata; Lepidosauria; Squamata; Colubridae
Gene: SLC25A20
Product: solute carrier family 25 member 20
Biological process (GO): mitochondrial transport; carnitine transmembrane transport
Cellular component (GO): mitochondrial envelope
Molecular function (GO): O-acyl-L-carnitine transmembrane transporter activity
Source: RefSeq, a predicted model, not a curated record
GGGGGGGGCAAAUGAGGGGCGCGCGCGCGCAGGAGUUAUUUAGAAGAGUUGAUAAAAGCCGGAGGAGCGUUUCACUGGCCGGAGCGAAGGAAGCGAGUGUUGGGAUUGAACCACUUGGACGUGGCGGUGUAGGCGAUCAUCAACCUACUGUUUUUCAUCAGCUUCAGAGCGACCGGCUUUAAUAAAAGAAACUUAUGGUGCCAUGAAGGAAUAAAGCGAAAUAUGGGACGGGGGGGGUAUUAACAAGAGCCCGGCCUUUAAGUGUGUUUUCCUAAACUGUUUGGAAGCGUCGAAUCCUCCCCGAAAUUACAGGAAUGGUAAAGUCUCAAUAUUGGACCAAGGCAUAGAAGAGGCCUUAAGGCAAGCUUUGCUUUAAACUUAAGUUUGGCAGAGAUUCUUCCAUGCGUGCUUAAAAAAACAAGGACAGAUAGGCUGAAAAACAGCAUCUAUCCCAGGGCAGUAACCAUAUUGAAUUCUUAAGGUGACCAGACGUCCCGCUUUUGGCGGGACAGUCCCGAUUUGUAACAAUUUGUCCCGCGUCGGUUUAAAAAAAUCCCGAUUUUUGGACUGCGGACCUACCCUGCCCUGUAGGGACAGGGGAAGAGAGAGGGACCCCUUGGUCAUUGUGUGAUUUUUUUGUAUGCAAAGGGAGCAAGGCUGAGACAAAGAUUUGGCACUAACUUCUGAAGGAAAAGACAUAUAUAUUUAAUAGAGAAUAAUAGAAACUGCAAAAACCACCAGCAGCUUCUUAUGGGAACAACUUGCUAAAUAUAAUAGCAAGUCUCUCCAGGGUAGGUAUAGAAUAGAUCGCGGGUGGCGGAAGCAGGAACAAUAGCAGCCUCUCUAGGCAUCUCGGAGGUCCUCCUUUUUUCCGCCUGGCUGGGGAAGGAAAAGCAGGGUAAAGGUUGUUGGGAGAGGCGGCGAAGCCAAAAGCUGGGAGAGUUUGCGUUGAGCGGUCCCGCUUCCGAAGCAGCCAUGGCGGAACAACCUAAGUCCCCCCAGGCACCUAUUAGCCCCGUAAAAAACUUCUUCGCGGGUGGCUUCGGAGGCGUCUGCUUGGUCUUCGUGGGACACCCGCUGGAUACUAUCAAGGUCAGACUACAAACUCAGCUGAAGCCUUUGCCGGGACAGGCUCCUCUUUAUGCUGGGACCUUUGACUGUUUCAGAAAGACUCUUGUGAAAGAGGGCGUCCGUGGCUUGUAUAAGGGGAUGGCAGCCCCCAUUGUUGGAGUAACUCCCAUGUUUGCUGUGUGCUUCUUUGGAUUUGGCUUGGGCAAAAAGCUGCAACAGAAGACUCCGGAUGACAUCUUGACAUAUCCUCAGCUGUUUGCAGCAGGAAUGUUAUCAGGGGUGUUUACCACUGCAAUUAUGGCACCAGGAGAAAGGAUCAAGUGCCUACUACAGAUCCAAGCAGCCUCUGGUGAAAAAAAAUAUGCUGGCCCCUUGGACUGUGCCAAACAACUGUAUCGUGAAGCUGGCAUUCGAGGCGUGUACAAAGGAACAGUGCUCACACUCAUGAGAGAUGUUCCAGCCAGUGGGAUGUACUUCAUGACCUAUGAAUGGCUGAAAAGUAUUUUGACACCUCAGGGACAGAGUGUCAGUGACCUCAGUGUACCCAGAAUCCUCUUUGCUGGAGGCAUGGCAGGGAUCUUCAACUGGGCUGUGGGAAUCCCUCCUGAUGUGCUGAAGUCAAGAUUCCAGACAGCUCCUCCAGGGAAGUACCCCAAUGGCUUCAGAGACGUCCUGCGGGAGCUUGUUCGAGAGGAGGGAGUAUUAUCUCUGUACAAGGGAUUCAGCGCUGUGAUGAUCAGAGCCUUUCCUGCCAAUGCAGCAUGCUUCCUUGGCUUUGAAGUUGCCAUGAAAUUUCUUCACUGGAUCGCACCAGGUUUAUGAUGACCGAAAAGUACGAUCCUAAAGGAACCCGAGGGCAAGGAAAAGAGCUGCAUUGUAAUUGCAUUGGAGGAGAAAAAUCAGAAUUAUGAAAUAAGCUAUAAAACGACUCAUUUUCUAUUAAUCUUUUUGCCUUACGCUUUCUGGGUGGUGCCCUUUUGCCGUUUGGAAUCUUGAGCCAAAUCUCUUCCUGUGGAGAAAUUCAACAGGAGUUCACAAUCACACCCUUGCCUUCUCAAUUCCAAAGUACCAAAGUGGUUAUGCUGUUGAUAGAAGACUUUGCUGCUAUUAACAGGUAUUGAUGUUUAAUUCCCCUCCCCCCAUCCCUCAUUUUCCUGUGGUGAGCAAAGGAAAAUGAUUUUAAUUUCCCUUUUUAUAUUAAUUUUUAAAAAUGCAUUGCUGGUUAUGGUACCAAAGACAUUCCAAGAAGCAAUGGGAUGUUGGGACCUGGCCAUAAUGUAUUUAAUUCUCAGGAUAGAAUUUAAGUAAUAGAUAACACGGAUAUAAAAACAUGUGAUUGCACUUACAGGUAUUUGGUGCUGUUUGCCAUGGUUUCUUGUUAGUUCCUGUGGAGUGAAUGGGAACAUCUGAACAGUUUUCUAUUUCUGUUCAGGCCUUAUUCAUGCCUUGCUUAUACAACACAGUUGUAGUAUGUAUUGACCAUAUGAGCCUCAUUUUACUGCCUUGUGGUCUCUGACCCAAAAUCCAUGACAUACAAUUGCUUCUUUGAUGUAAUUAAUAUAAAAAGAAAGCCAGCUAGGAGAAUAAUGCAAAAAUUAAACAGCCUUAAAGUCACCAAAUAUAAAUAAGUAUUAAAUUAGUGAAAACCUGCUAUGUGUUUGUGUAUGAUGAAAAACCUCAAAUAAGUGAACAGCAGAAACUGGGGGGGUAAAUCCCAAUCAUUUUGGCUGGAAUGGGCAGUCAGUCUAAAAAGGCCUUUCUCUAAAUUCAUCUUUAGUCCUUACUAGAUAACUAAUGAUAUCUUGGGAGGCAGCUUUACAAGAGGUGGACAAUCUUCUUGUACAUAGCAUGCCAAAUUAUGUAUUUUGGUAUUCCUGGUACCUAGGAAUGUACUGCAAUGGUUCCAAAGCAAUUUGUGUUCUAUCCCAGCAAGCUUCUAAAGUUGGAGCGGCCUGCAAUAGGAUAACUAACUACAAUGCCGUUCUGUUUUAAUGUGAUCCUCUUACACUCAUAUGGGUUUUUAAGUACAUCUCAUGUACAAACAGUGUUUACAAAAUGUUUCACUGGAACAUGUUUAGGACUCAAUAAAAGUUGUAUAUUGGU